This is a messenger RNA of Eurytemora carolleeae, 360 nucleotides long. Its product is annotated as early nodulin-75-like. The record is from RefSeq and is a predicted model, not a curated record. Bases 1 to 360 code for a protein of 119 amino acids. The transcript has a single exon. NCBI's taxonomy places the organism in Eukaryota, Metazoa, Arthropoda, Copepoda, Calanoida, Temoridae.
AUGGAGAGUAGCUGGUGUGUUAAACCUAGACCUGGAUUCAUGGUUCAGUAUACUAAGCAUAUACCUGGAUACAUGGUUCAGUAUACUAAACCUAGACCUGGAUACAUGGUUCAGUAUACUAAGCAUAGACCUGGAUACAUGGUCCAGUAUACUAAACCUAGACCUGGAUACACGGUUCAGUAUACUAAACAUAGACCUGGAUACAUGUUCCAGUAUACUAAACCUAGACCUGGAUACAUGGUUCAGUAUACUAAACCUAGACCUGGAUACAUGGUUCAGUAUACUAAACCUAGACCUGGAUACAUGGUUCAGUAUACUAAACCUAAACCUGGAUACAUGGUUCAGUAUACUAAACCUUAA